Candidozyma haemuli is the source of this 1995-nucleotide messenger RNA. RefSeq lists its product as uncharacterized. Gene Ontology annotation, cellular component: vacuolar membrane; endosome. The record is from RefSeq and is a predicted model, not a curated record. Gene Ontology annotation, biological process: transmembrane transport; intracellular iron ion homeostasis. Gene Ontology annotation, molecular function: siderophore-iron transmembrane transporter activity. The coding region runs from base 1 to 1995 and encodes 664 amino acids. Lineage: Eukaryota; Fungi; Ascomycota; Pichiomycetes; Serinales; Metschnikowiaceae. The transcript has a single exon.
AUGGCUUCUAAAUGGAAUCAGCAUGUUCCUGACCAGGACCUCAAGAAAGAGACUGGCAGAGACUCCAACGAAUUGACCAGACACGAAACCGUCUCUUCGUCAGACUCUGGCGACUCUCGUGUUUUGGGAAAGUCGUUUGGUAUUAGAAAACAGGAGCUUAUGAUGGCCCAGCUUGACUCGGUGCCGCUUAAGUUUUUCCAUUUUUUUGGUAUUUUUAUUGGUAUGUAUGUCUCCUUGAUGGAGGCCAAAUCCACCAAUGUCUUUGUUGGUUAUGCUACCAGUGAGUACAAACAGCACUCGCUCAUGUCCACCAUCCAGCUUAUUAGACUGGUGGUUGCAGCCAGUUCGUUGCCUGCUUUUGCUAGAUUGUCAGAUAUUUUUGGUCGUUUUGAGCUUUUCUGUUUUGGCUUGGUUUUGCGUAUUGUUGGUCUUGUGGUGAUGUCCCAGGCCACUUCUAUUGAUAAGUACGCUGGUGGUAUUGUUCUUUACGGUGCUGGGUUCGCUGGUGCCAGAAUCUUGUUCCAGAUCAGUGCCCAGGAUGCUUCUACUUUACGUACUAGAUUGUUGGCCAUUGCUGUGCUCAGUUUGCCUGUUGUCAUUACUACCUGGUCCAGUGGAGAGGUUGUCAAGUCUUUGUUGGACCGUUACCACUGGAGUUUUGGUAUUGGUUUGUGGGCUUUCACUUUCCCACUCUCGUGUGUGCCCUUCUUGUGCUCUUUCCUUUACUUGAAGUGGAAGGUCCACAAGCUUCCAGAAUGGAAGAAGUUGUGUGAGGAGGAAAGGGAUAGCCAGGUGGAAAUGAAAGAAGCCCGUGAAGCUCACAAGAAUACCAUCGAAAACGGUGGUUCCAAGGUCAAGGCUAACCUCGUGUUGGCUUGGGAAUACACCAAGUUCAGAACUGUCCAGACGUUCUGGCAGGUGGAUAUCGUUGCAUGUUUCUUUAUCAUUGCCAUCUUUGGUCUUAUCUUGGUGCCCUUGACGUUGGCUGGCGGUGCUCAUACCACUUGGCAGAAGGCUUCUACUAUUGUCCCAUUGGUCUUGGGAUUCUGUCUUAUUCCACUCUUUGUCUUGUGGGAAACCAAGUGGGCUAGGAUUCCAUUGAUUCCAUUCCCCUUGUUGAAAGACCGUGGUGUUUGGGCCGGUUUUGGUAUUGGUGUGAUGAACACUUUUGCUUCUGGUAUCCCAGGUGCCUACGCUUACGCUGUGCUUUUGGUUGGAAUGAACGCUUCCGAGGUCGUUGCUACUCGUACUCCCCAGUUGAGUGGUUUUGUUUCUGCUAUAGUGUUGCCAAUUCUUGGUUUGGUGAUUGUCAAGGUUAAAAGAACCAAGGGCUUUAUUCUUUUCGGUGUUUGCGUCUUGUUCGUUGCUAUGGGCUUGUUUGUUCACUUCAGAGGUGAUAACGAUGGCGUUAGCGGUAAAUACUUCAGAGAUGGUCUUGCUGUUGCUUUUGCUAUUGACGGUUUUGGUUCUGGUUUCUUCAUGAGACCUGUUGGUGUGUCUAUUCAGUCUUGUACCAACUACGAGUACAUGGCCACUGUUACUGCCUUGUUUGCUGCUAUUUACAACAUUGGCGGUGCCUGUGCCAACUGUGUUUCCGGUGCCAUUUGGACCCAGAGAAUGUACCCUACUAUAGUCAGCAAGAUGAAGGAGUUGGGAGUUGAUCCAGCCUUGGCCAAACCAGCCUACCAGGCUCCAUACAAGUUUAUUAAAAAGCACGAGUGGGGCACUCCAGCAAGAAGAGCCGUGGUUCUUGCCUAUGCCGAGUUGCAAAGGCAGCUUUGUAUCGUUGCCAUCUGUCUUAUUGUGCCUUUGCUUAUCUUCACCUUGUUGUUGAGAGACCACAAGUUGGACGCUGUCCAGUCUCUUGAGGAUAUUGAAGAUGUGGAAAAAGGUGCUGCUGGUGCCGAAAGAAAGAAGGGAACCGUCAUUUACACCAACGACGACGACCCAAUCUUCAAUCUCUGCAAGAAGCUUGUGGGCAGAGGCCAAAAGUAA